Nasonia vitripennis (jewel wasp) is the source of this 2842-nucleotide messenger RNA. RefSeq names its product glutamate receptor ionotropic, delta-2. Gene Ontology annotation, cellular component: membrane. Gene Ontology annotation, molecular function: ligand-gated monoatomic ion channel activity. The record is from RefSeq and is a predicted model, not a curated record. The coding region runs from base 798 to 2717 and encodes 639 amino acids. The transcript is spliced from 10 exons. Lineage: Eukaryota; Metazoa; Arthropoda; Insecta; Hymenoptera; Pteromalidae.
UAUAAGUGUAGUAACAUGUAAACGACAAGUAAAAAAUUGCACACGAGUUACGGCGUACACAAUUUCGCCCACUUGUUAUUUUCAAUACUGGCUCAUUUGCAGUGAAAUGAUGUGCUAUUUUUCCUGUCUCUUAGUUUACGCGAAAUUUGCUGUUAUCAUACAUGUGAUUGUGGCUUUUCUUAUUCGUUUUAUUUACAAACAGAUGUUUAUUGAAAAAAUUACACAUAUUCUCUAGAAAAGGCCCUGUUGUGUCUUUCAGAUUCUCUCACAUACAAGUUCAUCCAAAAUGGUAUAGUCUAUCGCUAUUUUGUAAUGCCGCAUUCAAGCCAAACAAGCGAUAAAACGCGCAGUCUAAUCUAUUUUUUGUCAUCUCGACAUUACGCAAAAACCACCUACGAUAAGCGCGACGAAUUGCAAACAUAGUUUGUUAAUAGCACGGAGGGACAAUCGAUUACAAAUGCUCAUUACAUCGUUACAAGAAAACUAGAUCUGCAAUUUUCUGCGCUACCUCUGCAGAACCUGAAAUGAUCCAAACUGUUCAUUAUACCCGAGCCAGCGUCUACUUUUCCUAAUGAUACUCUUGCAUAAUUAAAACGGCUUUUUUGUCUCCGCCCGUUUCUUAUCUAUCUAAGUAUGUACUUGCGUUCGAUCGAUUUCUGUGUGUACUUUAUUCGCGCGAGAUGCUCUAGGAUUUAAUUUAGUUGAGAAGCUUUUUUCUUUGUACAGCGAUGCGAUCGAUUGCGUUGUUCUCGUGCGUUUCAAUGUGAGCUAAGGGAAAGAAAGUCAGCGGAAGCGACAUGUGGAGGUUUUGCGCUCUGAUAUUCAUUAGCUUGGGUAUUCUGGUUGAUUGCCACGAGAUUGACGAAUUAAUUUCCAAUCUUGUCGCGGAGGCUUCCGCCGGUCUGUUUUUCCCGGCUGCGGCAGUCGGUGCGUUGCUUUGCACAAAAACAGAAAACGCUGUAGAAUUCUCGAAAAUCUUGUCCAAAAAUCAUGUACUCAAUAACCAAUUGAACUAUGACGAUUUCGAAGAAAAUAUCGUUCAAUACCCAGUGCAUCAGACGACGAUUUUCCUUGAUUAUGAUUGUCCUAGGGCAUCGGAAGCUUUGCGUAAGGCAAACAAUUCAGGCUUGUUUUCUGCUCCAAUCAAGUGGUUGAUCCUUCAAGACUUGAGAAAUGCUCCAAACGAAAACUGCACAGAGACAGACUGCAUUUUGAACAUCUUCCACGAUUACGCGAUGUUUCCCGACAGCGAAAUCCUCAUUUUCGAAAGAACUUCAAAAAAUUACGUGAAGAUAUUGUCUGUGUAUCGCCCGAGUCCUGUACGGGAUAUGAUGAUCGAAGAUCGUGGAUUCUGGAGCAAAGAAGACGGCUUGAAAAUGAAAGAUGCGCACGUCAGCUCUCGCAGAAGAAGGAAUCUUUAUAUGACCCCAUUGAAAUCUAGUAUCGUGGUAACGAAUCCUGACACGCUGAAUCAUUUGACCGAUUAUCGCGACGAGCACGUGGACACUAUCACGAAAUGUAAUUAUGUAUGGCUUCAUCAUCUUGUUGCUGCAAUGAACGCAACGGUUACAUACAACGUGGUGAACAGCUGGGGAUAUCGCGAUAAGAACGGUUCCUGGAACGGCAUGAUGGGUAUGCUGAGCCGCAAGGAAAUUGAUAUCGGCGGCACUUCGAUGUUCCUCGUCGGCGACCGAUGGGCUGACGCUCAUUACAUUCCUUUAUCUACACCGACCAGGGCAGCGUUCAUCUUUCGCCAACCACCACUAUCUUUCGUUAGCAACCUAUUCACGCUGCCAUUUCGCCCUUCCGUGUGGAUCGCGAUAGGAAUCUUGUUGAUCAUUAUUUUCUUGUCACUGGUGAUCUCUACAAAAUGGGAGUGGGUCACCAAGGAAGUCGAUUCGUCGGGGACUCCGCCACCGAGCUUGAGCGAUAAUCUUCUCCUCGUUGUUGGCGCUAUUGCUCAGCAAGGAUUUGGACGCAAUCCACGUACUGUGCCGUCAAGGAUCGUUUUGCUGAUGCUCCUUCUGGCGGCUCUGAAUUUGUAUGCCUCCUAUUCGGCCAACAUCGUCGCUCUCUUACAAUCUACUACGACAUCGAUUCAAACCUUGAGAGACUUGCUCGACAGUCCGAUAAAGUGCGGUGCUCAGGACAUUGUCUAUAACCGUUACUACUUUAACUUAGAAAAAGACCCAGUGCGCCGAGGCAUUAUAGAUCACAAGAUCGAGCCAAAAGGCGGCAAGUCGAACUGGAUGUCGGCGGACGAUGGAAUUAAAAAUAUAAGACAGGGCUUCUUCGCAUUUUUCAUGGAGACGGGUCCCGGCUACAAGAUCAUCCAGGAAACAUUCGAGGAGGACGAGAAGUGUGGCUUCCGUGAAAUGUACUUUAUCGAACACUUCGAUCCGAUGUUUACGAUCGUCAAGCAGUCACCUUACGUGGAAAUAAUGCGAGUCAAUUCGUUAAAAAUCGAAGAAUCUGGCCUGAAAUCGAGAGAGAUGUCGAAGUUUUAUACAAAGCGACCCCCUUGCAACGGACUCAGCAAAUUCAUUAGCGUUGGGUUAAACGAAUGCUACUUUGCAUUCUAUACAAUGGGAUAUGGAGCUUUGAUUGCGUUUGUCGUACUUUUUGCUGAAUUCGCGUGGAUGAAGAGUACUGCAGCGCGACGAAAAAAUAAGCUUGAAAAGAUUCAUUACGACGAAAGUCUUCAAUCGUUUGGUUAAAAAGUAACAAUUCUAUAAUUUGAAAAUAUUCUUUUAUGCUGAUAAUAAGUAUUAAGUAGAUAAUCAUCAAAGGUAAAAACGAGUUGCAUUUAUAUUAUAUUAUAAAAUAUAUUGUACAUAUAAUA